Messenger RNA from Zingiber officinale, 2953 nucleotides. RefSeq names its product translation initiation factor IF-2-like. The coding region runs from base 367 to 2538 and encodes 723 amino acids. The record is from RefSeq and is a predicted model, not a curated record. NCBI's taxonomy places the organism in Eukaryota, Viridiplantae, Streptophyta, Magnoliopsida, Zingiberales, Zingiberaceae. Gene Ontology annotation, biological process: translational initiation. Gene Ontology annotation, molecular function: GTPase activity; GTP binding; translation initiation factor activity. The transcript is spliced from 8 exons.
AUUAAUUCCAAGUUCCAACCCUAGGCCGCGCUGCCCACCUCCCCUGUUUAUCUUCCCCUCGUCCCAACGUCAUCACGAGGACCCUUCUCUUGUCGCCUCAAUCCUUCAACCGUGGUCGACUUCUCCAAUUGCGAGGACCACCCGUUUGCUGUGUACCGCGCCGGCGAGCAUCCUCCUGCCAAUCGCUAGAAGCGAAAUCGCUUCCUGCUUCAUUUUGGGCGCCGAGAGAUGGCUUCUUAUCCUCUUCACCGCGACAUCCCACAAUUUUUGCUUGCGUAACCUUGGUAACCAUCGAGAGCGGGUAUUAACAAUAGUACGGAUUCUCAGCUACGACUUCACCAACAGAUUAUUGUUCAUUUUAGCUCGAUGGCUUGGAGAGUACUUAGGAAAAAGGUUUAUCAACAAGGUCUCAAUGCUAGCUUUUUAAAUGCAUUUGUAUCUAAACAUUCAAAAAGUGGUGUACAUUUUUUCUUUGGCUCACAUGGACGGAUGCUAGUUGUUUUUUCUUCUGCAGAUUCUUAUAUUGGUCUGUCAUCAGGAGCUUCUAUUAAUGGUAGAAUUUCCAGCAAUAUCUUGAAUAUCAGGUAUUUUCAUGCAACUGCUUUCAUGCUGGCUUGGAGAAGAAAAGAGGAUGAAGUACCUGGCCUAAAGCUUCAAAGAAAAGAGAAGCCAAUAAGAAGAGAAAACAGAAACCAAGCACCUGUUGAAGCACCUUAUGUACCUCCUAGAAAACUUAAUCUGAAGCCUUCUCAGGAUAAAAUUAUAGAAAUUUUUGAAGGCAUGACAAUCCAUGAGCUUGCCAAGAGAACUAGUUCCAGUAUUGGUGCAUUGCUAGAGAUACUAAGUAAUGUCGGUGAGAAAGUUGAUUCUGAAUUUGAACCAAUCAGUGUUGACAUUGCUGAGCUGAUUGCAAUGGAAGUUGGUGUGAAUGUGAGAAGAUUACAUUCUGAUAAAAGUGGAGUUCUUCAACCACGGCCUCCAGUUGUGACAGUCAUGGGUCAUGUGGACCAUGGCAAAACAUCCCUUUUGGAUGCUCUGCGCCAAACUUCAGUUGCAGCUAGGGAAGUUGGUGGGAUUACCCAGCACUUGGGUGCUUUUGUUGUAGAGAUGCCUUCAGGAGCCUCAAUAACAUUCCUUGACACCCCAGGGCAUGCUGCCUUCAGUGCUAUGCGUGCUAGAGGUGCUGCUGUUACUGACAUUGUUGUGCUUGUAGUAGCAGCAGAUGAUGGUGUUAUGCCACAAACGCUUGAAGCUAUUUCCCAUGCAAAAGCAGCCAAUGUCCCAAUUGUUGUAGCUAUAAAUAAGUGUGAUAAACCAUCAGCUGAUCCUGAGAGAGUGAAAAUUCAACUUGGAUCUGAAGGAUUACAAUUGGAAGAUAUGGGUGGUGAUGUGCAAGUUGUUGAAGUUUCUGCUACUACUAAAGCAGGAUUAGAUAGGUUGGAGGAGGCUUUGCUACUUCAGGCUGAGAUGAUGGAGCUGAAGGCUAGAAUUGAUGGGCCUGCUCAGGCUUAUGUAGUUGAAGCCAGACUUGACAGGGGCAGGGGACCCUUGGCUACUGCCAUAGUCAAGUGUGGAACCUUGUCUUGCAGUCAACACAUUGUUGUUGGGGCAGAGUGGGGGAGAAUAAGGGCUAUAAGGGACAUGUUUGGAAAGGUAAUAGAAUCAGGUCAACCUGCAUUGCCUGUUGAGAUUGAAGGACUACGGGGGCUUCCAAUGGCUGGAGAUGACAUUAUUGCGGUGCAUUCAGAAGAGAGAGCACGCAUGCUUAGUGCUGGAAGGAAGAAGAAAGUUGAAAAAGAUAGACUUCUCAAGGUCAGUGAAGUGCACAUAGACACUCCUGAUACUGAAGAAGAGGUAUCAAAAAGGGUAGAGUUGCCUGUCAUUGUCAAAGCUGAUGUCCAAGGCACUGUUCAAGCUGUUACAGAUGCAUUAAGGAGUUUGAAUAGUCCACAGGUUUUUGUUAAUGUUGUUCAUGUUGGUGUUGGCCCCAUAUCCCAGUCAGAUAUUGAUUUGGCAGUAGCUUGUGGAGCUUGCAUUGUUGGGUUUAAUAUACGGAAUCCACCAAGCUCCAUUACUCUUGCAACAAACAAAGCUAACAUCAAGAUCUGCUUGCAUCGAAUUAUAUACCAUCUCUUGGAAGAAAUGGGUAAGGUAAUUGUUGAGAAAGCACCAGGCACUUGUGAGACAAAGGUUGGUGGAGAAGCUGAAGUACUGGGUAUCUUUGAGCUCAAAGGCAGGAGUAAAUCAAAAGGUCCAGAUGUCAAAAUUGCUGGGUGUCGUGUGGUUGAUGGCCGCUUCACCAAGUCUUCAACAUUGAGGUUGCUGAGGAGUGGAGAAGUUAUUUUUGAAGGUUCUUGUGCUUCACUAAAACGGGGAAAGCAGGAUGUGGAUGCUGUCGGUAAAGGCACCGAGUGUGGAUUAGUCAUUCAGGAUUGUGAUGACUUUCAGGUGGGAGAUGUCAUCCAAUGCCUAGAACAUGUUAUUAGAAAGCCCAAGUUUAUUUCAUCUGAGAGUGGCGCAGUCCAUAUCGAGUGCUGAUAAUUUGCAUUGAAAUGAAUAGCUAAAACUUCGCUGCCUCCUUUUGCUACAUUAGUUGCUCCUUGUGAAUCCAAAUUAUUGACCAGACAGAGAUACUAUGCUUCUGGUAGCAGUAAGAUUUGUCGGCGAAAACAUACAGGGUUGCAAAUUUUCUGGGAGUUGAUACUUACCUGCAAAUUUUCUAGGAGUUGCAUACUUACCUUCAAGAUUGAGAGACUUACCACAGUAAUUUAUUGUUCUAACUUUAUUUCUUCUUUAUACUGCAAAUCUUGGUUAACCUUAUGUAGCAUCUCUAUUAUAUAAACCGCUGGAGAAUUGGAAAUUUUACUAGCUCGUUCAGCUCUGUAUAAUGGCCGAAACACAUGUAUUUACUUUCUUCAAGAAAAUAAGGUUCCAUUUAUAUACGAAACCUACA